AUGGAUGGAACAAGAGUAGGAGCAACAGGAGCACUUUUGGAAAUAUCUUUUGAUGAUUUAUGUUUCUAUGAGCGUUGUGGAGGUGGGACAUUUGGAAGUGUCUAUAGAGCAUUAUGGCGAUCCCAGAACAUGAUUGUCGCUGUGAAAAGGUUACUUGUUUUAGAAAAAGAGGCAAGUGAAUUAAAUUUUAAAUCUGACUUAUAUUUUUUACCAGUCUAGAACUUUUUGGUAAUUUUGUUGCUGCUUAAUAUAUUUUGACCCUUUAAACCAGGGGUUUUAAACUCGCUGCCCGCGUGAAAUUUGCGGCCUGCAAGACGAUAUUUUGCAGACCGCCACAUGACAGCAAAGUUUAGUGCAAUGGGUCCGUGAUUUUUCCCCAUUCUCAUAUCUAUAACGUGACCCUCUGUGACGGUUUCAAUCUAAUCUCACAGACUAGUCUAAUUCUGAUUUUUAUUAUAUUUGUAUAGCUUUGGACGUUGAUUAUAAUGGUAAAAACUGUUUCAAAACUGAACUAAAAGUAUUUAUUUUGUAGCAUUUUAUGAGACAAACAUGGCCAAAGUGCGGUUUUUAGAAAAUUUUAACAUGUCAGUGAAUAAUGCACAACCAUAAUUGUGUAAAUCGUAGCAAUCUGACACAGUAUCAAAGAAUCCCUAUUAAAAUUGCCUCUCCUGUUAACGAGUUAAGGAAAUUCCAAGCAUAUGAGCUGGGUUCCAUUUCAAAAUGGGGUUAGUCAAAAAGUCCUUUACUACGAUAAAAAAAUCAAAAUUCAUUCUCCCUACAAUAGCAUCUUCCUUCACAUUAAUAAUUCAUUAGUAUUGCCUGUCCUACCUACUGUUUGAACACAUUUUAGCAUUUUAAGCCUUCAUGAAGAAGGAUGAGGUGGUUUUUCCUGUACUAAGUGAUCCCAAAUGAUUCAUGGACUUGUAACUUCUUGUUGAGUACAUUCAGUUCCUGUGUAAAGUCAACAAGAAAAGACUUGUCAGUGUUGCCUAUGAAAAUGUCAGGGCAUUCGACACAAAACUUGUGUUAUAGUUCUUGGAGAAACCUCUGCUGUUUCUCAACAUGAAAAGUACUCAUGGAUUCGGGAACACCAUUCAGUAGUGAGUAUAUUGAUGACAUUGCACGGCUACAGGAAGAAUUUGAUCACAUGUUUUUAGACUUUAAAACACAAAGAGUCAUUUUUCAACCUUCUGCUGAGCCUUUCUCCUUUAUAGUGGAAGAUGCGCCCCACCUCCUACCCCCACUUGCACUUCAAAUGGAGCUGAUUGAUCUUCAGUGCCAUCAGGGACUGAAUGGAGAAACAGAAAAGCAAGGACAAUUUAUGAGAGCAUUGCCCUCCACCUUCACUGAGGUUUCCAGGUUGUUCAAGCAGAUCAUAUGCCUUUUUGGGAGUACCUAUCUGUGUGAAAAGCUCUUUUCCCAGUAUGAAAUUUAACAAGUCAAAGUUCAGGGCCAAACUUAUUGAUUAGCCUCUUUAAGCUGUACUGAGGGUCUCAGUUGCUUCCUCUCUCAAGCCAAAUGUUGCUCAGCUGUGUAAGAAGAAGCGCUGUCAGAUUUCUGGCAACAAGGAGUAGGAGGAAGGAAGUGAAGCCUAGUUCUUGAGAACACUUAAUGUUUUUAUUUUGUUAUUAAUAAAGGUUGAGCAGUUGUACUUUAUUGAAUUUGUGAUCGCUUUUUUUUUAACUUGAUGCGGCCCCCGUCUCACUCAGACUCUACCUCCUGCGGCCCCCUGGAUGAUUUGAGUUUGAGACCCUUGCUUUAAACAGUCUUUAUAAAUCUUACAACAGUUAAUUUUUUUUACACUAUUAAAUUUAAAACUUAAAUAUGAAACUUUUUUCUAUUGUUUGCUAAACUAUAAUAUUAUAUAUUAUAUUUGUACAGGCACAAGUUUUAAGUUCUCUGAGUCAUCGAAAUGUCAUCAAAUUUUAUGGAGCAGUAAUACAAGACCCAAAUUAUUGCUUAGUUACAGGUUGAAUUGAAGAAUAAUAUAAACAAUUCUUUGUAAAUUUAUAUUUCUCCCAAGGGAGACAUGGUUAUAAAAUGAAAGUUAAAAGUUUUUAACUUAAGAUAUUUUUGUUUUAAACACCUUACAACCUAUUAUAAGUAAAUAAUAUCAAGAAAAAAAAUCACUUCAUGAUUAUUGUUACAAACUUAUCUUCAUUUAACAAGGAUAAAAAUGUAAUUUUGAACUUUUAAAUAAUUUAUGUUAACAACUUUUAAUGCAAGGAAUGCUAUAUUUAUUUUUUAGAAUAUGCCUCGAAUGGGUCACUCUAUUCCUAUAUGCACAACCCUGAUAAUGCCCUAGAUUUUCGACAGAUUGUCAAAUGGGCCAUUGAAAUAGCAAGAGGUAAAACAAAAUAUAUCUAAAAGUGACAGAACAAGUUAAUUAGCGCAGCUAACACAAUUUAAAUAACUAAAAUCUGAGAUUGAUAUCACAUUUUCAAAUUUAAAUAGACAUGAAAUAACUGAUGUAAGUUACUUUAAAAUAGUGUUUCAGAAUUUGUAUUUUAAAGCAGAUAAUGGUUUCGCCUCUCAAAUAUACUAUUCUUUAUAGAAAAAUAUAUUCCUUUUGUAUACAGCAUCUAUAUGCUUAUUUGAUAAAAAUCUAUCAAAACAAGAUUUUCUUUGGCACAGGGAAAAUGACCGGCAUAGGCUCUGCCCUGACUGUGGUUUAUCUUCACACUGCAGCGAAGGAAUAAAUUAUUAUGAAGAUUUCGUCUUAAAUUGUUUUGAUUUCUUUCAUACCUUUUUUUCUUUGACCUUUGAUACAUAAUGUAUACUUCGGACAGUAAACUUUAUUUCAUCUGUACAUUUAUUUUUCUUUAUUGUUUAGGUAUGAAUUAUCUCCACUGGGAGGCUCCUGUCAAAGUCAUACACAGAGACUUAAAAUCUAAAAACAGUGAGUACACUAGCUGCACUAAACUUAUGGUUAACUGAAAAGACAGCUGUGUACAUACAGCAAGAACUGUUUAAACAUACUCAUUUCAGUAUACUAUUAAGAAAUAACGUUUUCUCUUUCCCUUAAUUUAAAAACAUAUUUGCACAACUAAAAAAAAAAGAGGCAUAAUGAUAAUUCUUAUUCUAUAAUAUCAACAUUUAAUGAUAACCUAUUACCUGAGAUUAUUUUCAUUAUUUGGAUGAAAUAUGUCAUGCUGGUGAAACCAUUCUGUUGUACUUUUUUUUGCUACAGUUGUUAUAUCCGAGGACUGGACAUGCAAGGUACUUUUAAAUACUGAAUGAAUUUUUUAAUUUUACUAGAUGAGAACUGAUAAGAUAAAUGAAACAUUACUUAAGUCAUCAACUUGAUUAAAGUUGAACUGUUAACGUAAUUUUUAUAAUUUACUAAUGUAUAAUAUAAUGAAUCAUUUUGACUAAAUCUCUUGAAAGUGUGAAAUACAAUGAAAUUAAACAUAAUUCAUAAAUAAACAAAAUUAACUUCUUUUAUUUAAAUGAAUUCAGUAUGACUGUCUAUAACAUAUAAAAUUGAAAAAAAAUUUGAUCAACUAAAAAGUCAUUUAGAGUAAAAUAGUUUACCUAAUUGGAAGUAUUUCAUUAAAUUCAGUAAAAAAAUAUUUUCAUCCAGCUAUGUGACUUUGGGGCCUCUAGGUUUAUUGGAAGCACUACAAAAAUGUCUUUGGCUGGCACAUUUCCUUGGAUGGCACCUGAGGUAAGGAUUGCAAAUGUUAUUCAAACAUAUAUUGUACUUGAAAUGCAGUAUACGACAACUGGAAAUCAUUAACUCAUUAAUAUUUUUAAACUUGACUUGGGAUUUAGCUUUGUACAAAUUUAACAUGUUUUUCAUUUAAGGAAUAACUUAGGAUUUUAAUUUUACAUUAUAAUGAUAUUGAUUAUUUCUUUACAUAAAUUUUAUUGUAGCUAAGCAUUGUCAGUCAUUGUUUUAUAAUUUUAAUUACUGUUAAAAGGAUUUUUUUACAAUGUCUUUGCAUGUAUUUACUUUUAAUAUUCUGUUGUCAUGAAUAUUUUCUUGUUUCUCAGGUUAUUCAAAGUUUUCCAGUUUCAGAAGCGUGUGAUACAUGGUCCUAUGGAGUGGUUAGUAAAAUAAAGUUGACAUGCCCAUUAAAAUACAGACCUGUUUACUCUUUAGAUUUUUGGCAUACAAUUAACGAAAUCGUCAUGUCUUUUACGAUUGUACUGAUACCAACUAUGAUUUUACGAGACGGGCUAUAUAUUAAAAAUAUAUUCCAUGGUUUAACUACUUAAAUGAAUUUUUAAAAUCCUUUUGUUUGUAAGUUUUAGCUCCUUUCUACACCCAGCUGUUAAUGGAGAGAGAAAAAGGAUUGGCUGGGAACCAUCCAUAAUUAUAUUAUGUACAAUCUGAAAGGGGGUGUUGGUCCCUUGGAAGCGUAAGAGUGUGCAUGGGAGGGAUUGGGAGGUAUCUAAAUAUUUUUAAAGGCUAUUAAAUAACACCACCAUGUUUUGUAAUGAUUGUCAUAUUAUUGCUUUGGGUUUUCACAAUGAACUCUCUAAAUACAGCAACAAUACUAUUUAACGUAUUCUUCCUAGUGACAAAAAUUUGCUUUUGUUUGCUUCGAUGCUGUAUAAUGUAAUUGUAUUACAUAAUUAUUUCAUUCUUUGGCUGAUUGUGAAAAUGGAGAAAACUACGGAUUUUAAAAAUAUGCAUUCUCAUCUGCUCUGCAAAGUACCAUUUUAUUUUGACACUUUAUAAGAUCUAGUAAGUGGCACAUGAAAUCUAUUUUUAGAAGUCAUAAAGUAGCUGUACAAUUUUAAUACACCAGCCUUACCUCUUACCUUCUCCCAAUACAGCUUGCGUUAGUUAUUAGAUUAUAGUAUGUUACCGGAAAAUAAAAUCAGGAUCCUAGGCUUAAUGCAAGGGCGGCGGCCCACCACAUUAAUUAUCGUGGCCUGCUGGAUGUAUCACUUAUGAACUUAUUUCUUCAUUCAAUUAGCGAUUAUUUAAAUUUUUGACAUAAAUGUACAUUUGAAAUAUAAAUAGAUCAUUUUUAUUUUACGGUACGUUCCAUUUUAUGUGCUUGCCCCUGUUUUGGACUGAUUUAAAAAAGAUAUAUUGAAAUAAGUAAUAAAUUAUCAAAGAAAUUUUUACGACUAAAUAAAAAGGAUUUAUCUAAACAUAGCUAGAUAAGUAGAACCUAAUUUUACACAAACAUUAUGAUUAAGUGUUAGAAUGAUACAAAACUAUUUUCAGGUAUAUGCAAAAUGCAUCCUUGCAUUUUGAAUUUAUACAAAAAUUUCUGAAAGGCGGCUUAGCAUCUUCGCCCAAACGCCACCCACACUUUUGCAUGAGUGACUUUGGCGGGUGUUCCAAUUUUCGCUGCCUCACUACAUCUUCGUAUUUCAAAGUGGAAAAUGUUGGGCCCCUUUUUUAUUUGCAAAAAUGUAGUGUAUACAAAUAUAUAAACAUCAGUCAUCUACUUUGAGAAUUAACCUUUAUUAGACAUGCUUUGCCAAUAGUUAUUGUAUACGUUAUACUGCAUGUUUAUUUAUUUCCCAUUACAAUAAACUAUUAUAUUAUUUUGGGAUUGUUCCAUACUGUCCUUAGACUAUAUAAUAUAUUGUACUAUUAUGGGAGUUCCAGUGUAACCAGCUCUGAAAAUAUAGUUUAAAUUUUUUUAUUAAAGCUGAACAACUAAAAUAUAUCCUUUGUCUGAAUUAAAGAUUGCAGAUAUGUAAAUAUUUCAAAUUUUAAAGAAAUUCCUACUUUUUCGAUAGCUUUAAGUUUCUCAGUGAAAAAGGCCUCUGAUAGUUAUUUGUGAUCAGAUUUUUCUGCCAUUUCCCUACUUGCCUCUCAUCUAAAAUAAAUAUAAAGCCAAACUAGAUUGAAAACAGCUGAGUCAUUUGGAUGGCAACUUAAAGGAUUAAUAUGGAGAAUUAUGACUAGAUCUACAUAAAAUGGGCAUAGACUUAACUCUUACAAGUAUUCAUUUUAGAAAAACUUCAUCAUUGUUAAGGUUGAUGAAUGACAGGAUUUUUGUCAUUGAUCAGUUUAAUUUUUUUUUUUAAAUUGUUCUUUUCCCAGGUUCUUUGGGAGCUGCUUACCAAAGAAGUCCCCUUUAAUGGUAUAGAAGGAUUUCAAGUGGCUUGGCUUGUGGUGGAAAAGGGGGAGGUCAGUAAAUUUUUUCUCUUCUGUACACGUUUUAUUUUAACUUCUAAAAAAAAUUAUUUUUAUACUUCUUAAUGUUUUACAUGAAUUUAAAGAUCAUUUUCAAUAUUUAAUGCUUUCAGAGGUUGAUGAUCCCAAGUUCAUGCCCACCAAGUUUCAAGAAAAUGAUGGAACAAUGUUGGCAGCUUGAGCCCAAACUAAGACCAACUUUCAUUCAAAUACUACAGAAGUUAAAAACUAUGUCUGAAGAUGGUAAUAAUUGUACAAACUUAUUGGGGAAAUACUCUGCAAUAAAUAUCUUUAAAAAAAAAAAAUUAAAAAAUUCCAAGUUAAUGCAAUUGUUAUUUAUUUAUAAUUUUUAACACGUUCACUGAGUUUCCUAAUGUCAUAUGAAUGGGUGUGAUAAUAUACCAUCAUGACUUUAAAGAUAUGAUUUAAUCUUAUCUCUAAAGGAAAAAAGUGGCUAGAUACUGAUGAAUUCAUUCUGGUCUCACUGAUAUACCCUAAAACUCAUCUGGAACAUAUCUACUUAGUUAUUCAUACAAAUUUUAUUAUACAAAAUUUCUGAAGAAAAGAAAGAUACAAAAUUUUCUUGUCAUAAUUUAUCAUGUGCUUUUUAAAAGAAUUGAAAGAAUAUAUUUUGUCUCUAGAAUUUUUGCCUGACCUUACUAACUCCUUCUUGGACCACAAAGGCAUUUGGAAGUGAGUACAAUGCAAUUUGUCAAUUAAAAAAAAUUAUAAUCUAUUGUUCUAUUUGUUAUUCAUGGAACAUGUAAUGAAAGAUAUGUUAAUUUUAAUUUAUUAUUUUAAUGUAAAAGAUGUGAUCUUUAUUGAUAAAAUUAUAAAUUUUUUAAAGUAUGCAAAUCAUAAGUAAAAACAAAAAUGUUUAGCAAAAAAAACUAAAUUAACAGAUGGUUAUAAAUAUAAUAAAAUACCUGACUAAAACCAUUUAGAUUCAUAAAAAUGUGUUUGCUAAAUUUUUUAGCAGAUUUACUUUUGAUUUCUUACUACUGUUGGUUUUCACUUCAUUUUGUAAAUUCUGUUGUAAAUUUUUUUCCGACCACAUUCCUCUGAUAAAAAAUUAUCUGAGCCCAUUGAGUAUACUUUAUCAGUAGUUUUUGAUGAAUGAUUUCUUACAAAAUAUUCCUGUUUUGUUCUGUCAUAAGUAAAGCUUUGUCCUGCUUUGUAAAACUUUAUAUCUUUGAACCAUUAUGAACUCUAACCCUACUUAAUUUAUAACAUAUCUUUUACUUCUUGUUGCUUAAAAUAAUUUUGGUCAGUCUAUGAUUCUGUUUUAAUCUGAUCCAAUUUUUUAAAGUGUUUUAAAAUUAAGAAUUAUUAAGUCUCAAGGAACAUCCUAACCAUAAAAAAAAAACUUUCAUAUUCAAAGCACAAAAGUUUGUCCCAUUGAAAGGUCACACUUGUUCAUGCUGUUGCCUCUGAAGAUUGUAUCUAAAUAAUUUGAUGGGUAAAGCCUGAGAAAGAAAACUUUCAUUCUAGGUUUUAUGAAUCUAACCAAAUGUCAGGUUGAAAGUCUAUGACCUUGAAUAAAUACCAACUCAAACAAUUGAUUAAAAAAUAAGAAGAUGCUUUUUAUUCAAGAUUCAAAACAGUUAAUACAAUCUUGCCACCGCCUUUAGAUCAAUAUUUAAAAAAAAAAUCAUGCUCACCCCUGAGCAACUGAAUGACCAAAAAGCUUUUAUGUAAAGAAGUAAUGACAUUAAUUUUGUUGUUCGGUUACUGAGAAGCUAGUAUGGUUGUUAUAAAUAUAAAAUUAUAUUCUGAGAUCAUAUAAUUUUAUUUCAAAGUGGUAACUGUAGUUUCUAUCUAUUAAAUUUAAAAAUAUGUUUUUUUUUAAAGAUUUAAUGUCAUAGUGCUUUUAAAACAAUUUCCUUAGAAAAGAGAUUCAAGCCACUCUUGAACGACUGAAGCGUGCAGAGAAAGAUAUCAGUCAUAGAGAGCAAGAGCUAAAGGAUAGGGAACUUAAACUCAGGGAACGAGAGCGAUCCCUUGUCAAGCAGUUUAAAAUUGUGGUGAGUUAUUCAAUAGAAUUCAGAAAUUAUUUAAUGAUUUUUUUAUCUUGUUUUCGUGUUAUAUUUGUUAUAUAUUAGUACUUCCUUCUGCACAAAAACUUAUAAUGGUGAAUAGUCACUGUUAUAUUUAGUUAUAAAGAAUAAUGGAGACGAUGUGGUUCAAGCAAUGACUAAUUUUAAUAUCGACAUUCACAAUAUCCACAAUAAUAAAUAUGUUUCACGGAUAUAUGAAGAUACUUUGAAACACAUCACACAAAUUUCAAUUCUUAUUAUGCUUCCAUAAUAUAAUCUUCUUUUACUUGAAAAUAUUAUUAACAUAAUCCUGAUACAUGUCAACGUCUCUGUUCACUCCACCAUUAUUAUCUAUUUUCCUUUUUAUCCAAUCUAAUAAUGGUCUCAAGUCCCAAUACUUUGUAUAAUAUGCACAAUAUAUAUUAAGUAUAUUACUUGUCUCCCAUUAGUGGUUCACACAUUCUUAAUGAUAUCUGGGACAUGGAAGCUUAUGUUAGUGUCUGCUGUUUUCUUUGUUUGCUGUUUUUUUUCACUGGAAAACCGCCCCCCUGACAUUUACUAUAGCAGAAACUGAUCAAGUUGAAUGCUUACGUUAAUCUCUGGUGUUUUUGUGGCAUUUUUUAAAGAGGCCUGUUAAAUUUUGUUGUGAUUUAUGAAAAAUAAUUAAGUUUACUCCAUUCCUCAGAAACUAGAGGAUUAUGAUGUGAACACAUGGAGGGAUGUUGAUGUGGUGAGUUAACACUUUUUAACAAUCAAUUAUAAUUCAUUUAAGGUUUGUUAUGUUUUUUUAAAAAUCUGCCCUAGUUUAAAGGGAAACAUUUAUUCCAAGCAUAUAAUUAUAAGAAGCAAGAAAUAUAUUCUUUUAAAUAUAAUGACCUUUGUAUAUUUUUCACUUAGUUUCAUCCUUUGUUACAGUUUGUCAUAUUUCAUUUUGUUGCCAUCUCAACAUUUAAAUGAGUCUUUUUUUUUUCUUCAGUAUCAGUGGGUCAUGCAGCUGAGUAUAUCAGGUAUUUAAUAAACAAUUACUCAUUAGCUAAUAAAUAACCAGGGUAUGUUGUAAGUAAAUGUAAGUGCUGGAUUAUUUGUGAGAUCAUUUAUAUCAAGAUGAACAUUUUCAAUUUAAAAAUAUAUAUUUUAGAAAUUCAUAGUUUGAGUUUCCUUGCUGCUCUUUUUAAAUUAACAUUCCAGAUAUAAGCACACAUUUUUACUAUCUUUAUUUUUAAAAAUAUUCCUUAUAAAGGUCAUACAGCUGACCUUGCCCAAUAUGGUGACCUGUUUCUACAGAACCACAUCACAGGACGAAGAUUAUUGCGCAUGCAACCUAAAGAUUUGAAAGAGCUGGG
This is a messenger RNA of Lymnaea stagnalis (great pond snail), 9488 nucleotides long. The record is from the annotation of a GenBank genome assembly. NCBI's taxonomy places the organism in Eukaryota, Metazoa, Mollusca, Gastropoda, Lymnaeidae.